Molecule: messenger RNA, 2890 nt
Organism: Liolophura sinensis
Lineage: Eukaryota; Metazoa; Mollusca; Polyplacophora; Chitonida; Chitonidae
Product: protein asteroid homolog 1-like
Source: RefSeq, a predicted model, not a curated record
ACAUGGGAGGUUCAUGGCCUAACCAGUUUUAUAGACGAUCAUGCAGAUCUGCUGUUGGACCAUGAACUCUAUGACACAAAGCUGAUCAUAGAUGGGAGCAACCUCUAUCACUUCAUCUACUUCAAUCAUAACGUGACAGCCACAUACGGAGGCGACUACAACGUCUUUGCCAUAAGAACUCGUCAGGUAUUUCAGACUUUCUUAGCCUGUAAUGUACAGCCGUAUGUGGUGUUUGAUGGUGCAUACAGCCGUGAUGACAAGAAGCUAGGAACUGUUGUAGACAGAGCAAGGAAGAAGAUUUUGUGUUCAGCCUCUGUAGCCAAAGGUGGUCGUGGGAAGAUUCUCCCCUUGCUGGCAUACGACACGUUCAUUUUUGUGUUGAAUGAACUACAAAUUCCACACAUGACAUGCGACCAGGAAGCAGACGACCAGAUCGUUCUCCUGGCCAAUGAGUAUAACUGUCCAGUCUUAUCUUGUGACAGCGACUUUUACAUAUUUGAUCUCACCGGUGGUUACAUUCCCAUGGAUUAUCUGGCAUUUGAAGCCACCAAGAGCUCAGACAAGAAAUACUCCUACCUGCCAUGUCAAUUUUACCACGUGGACAGCUUUGUUAAGAGCUUUGAAGGCUUGACGAAAAAUAAUUUGCCCCUAGUAGCAACUGUCCUAGGGAAUGAUUUCUUUGAAGGAGAUGCCUUUGAGAGAUUUCUUGCAAAGCUUAAUAUGCCAAAGACCUUAGGAAAAGACCACAAAACCAAAGAUAUCAUAAGCAUAAAACUAUUCCACUGGUUGGCGUCUCUUGACAACCCAGAAAGUGCUGAAGAGGAAAUCGUAAAAUUCUUGAAUGUUAGCCAACAGGUAAAGAUGAGAGAACUGAUGAAGAGUUACAGAUAUAUGAAAUCUGAUUUCGACCUUCCAGAAUUCUUUGAAAAGCGGCAGGAUUUUCACGCUCCCACGUAUCUGAAAGGUUAUAACGGCACUGAGCUCCCUGAGUGGCUGGUGUCCAAGGUACGUCGGGCAGAGCUGCCGGUGUUCAUGAUGAAUAUCAUCACACUCCACAGUAUCUUCCUCCAAUGUCAGGUAGAACAUACCCCCAGUCCUUCAGCUUGGGCAUGUUCAGACAAAGUUCGCAAGGUUCUGUAUGGUAUAUUGCUCAAAGAUGAUCUAAGUGAAACAAAUUCCAGGGCAGCUGAGAGCAAAAGAAGUGUGAUGGUGGAAGAGUAUAGUCGUGAUAUCAAAAACUGUAGGAAGUCAUUUCUUAAUCCUUGCCUAACGCUGCCAGAUUUUGGGGUGUUACCAGGACUGACUGAACUACCCCGUAUGGAUAUGGCUGUCCGUAAAAAACUUUUCGUUGAAAGCCUUGCGCUGGACGAGCGCUCUCUCUCACCUCUGUGCCCAACUUUGACCUUGCACAUUGUCUGUGUUAUAUUCUGGGUGAGAGAAUCAGACCCGAAGAUAACUGACUCGCAUGUGAAGUCCCUUUUGGUUUGUUUGAUUUAUCUGUUCGUCAAACGGAACAUCAACAAAACUACAUUUACACGUGUCGAUAAGUCAUCUGGCAAGGAUUAUGAGUUAGACUUGGAGUCCUCGUUCAUAUCAAGUACGGAUGCACAGUUACAAGGGCUAAAAACAAAUCUGGAUAAAUUCGCGGUCCAACCAGUUCAUAAUCAUAAAAGCGUUAUAAACCCAGAGGUAAUUAAUGGGUUUGCUCAAUUCCAAGCCUGCUUGUUGAUGAUUAAGUACUUGAAUAAGCUCUUAGGACACCCUAUUCAGGACGCUAACCCAGAAAACUUCUUCAAUGGGUCAUUUUUGUACAACUUGUGCAGGAACCUUGAGACUCGACCGUUACCUGAUCUCUUCCUGUCAGAAGUGCUGGUGAGAGGAUCACCACUUCAUCAGUGCUUUCAGAGAUUGGAGGAUCUGGUUCUGAGGAACUUGAGUCCUGAUGAAGUGCCUGUACAGAAGCCAAGGAGUGCCAAACCGAGAAAAGGGUCGAAGGGAAGGAAAUCUAAAGAGAGCCCAAGGACUACUGAAGAUACUCCUAUGAAUGCAGAUGUUUAUGGUGAUCUUCACAAAAGCGGAAAGGUGAGGUUUGAAGCUGCGUGUGACUUACAGAACAGAUUUGCCUGUUUCUCUGUGGAGGGAGACUUUGACUAAUAUCAGCGAACCAGAUUGUGUUGUUAGUUCAAAGAAAAUACUUGUUCAGGCUGAAUGAAAUAUAAAUGUUAAAGAACAGCUGAGAAAUGUCGUUUGACGAAAUUGUUCUGUUUAGAAGAAUGAAUGCUUGGCGUUUAACGUUGCACUGAACAAUUUUUUCGGUCAUGUGACGACUAAGAUUCAUUAGGUGUGUGUGCACAUAUAUUGUGUCUUCUUGACGCUUCAGCCUUUAAUUCACCUAGGUCACCUGAGAAGAGAUUGUCUCAGUUUAGUAGAAUUUGUGUAAGUGGGAUGUACCGAGUAGAAGUUUCAAAACAAUCGUCUUUGUGUAUGAUAAUUUACUUAAUAUAGUUGAUAGUACAGAGUGCACACAGUCCUUGAAACUCAUUGAAAGUGCUUGAAAAAUACAAUUUCAUUUGCAAGUAAUUGAAAGUCCUUAAAAAAGACAAAUACUCCUGGAAACUCCUUGAAAAUCUUAGUUUGUCCCGAACUUAAAUAUUGUCUGCUGACCGCCGAGUCUGUAUAUAGGGAACUCGCUGAUAAUUCUCCCAUAAUCAGGGCUUCCGCUCGCACUAGCCAUUGUCGCAAAUUUAGAACCAUUUUUUGAAAUGGCGAUAACAUUUGAAAAAAAUGCGAAUGUUUUUGGCGACAAAUUUAUUUACUUAAGAAAAAAAAAGGGUUCAGCACUGUUGCAAGUUUACUUUUAUUAAAUAACGCUUGAAAUCAGUUUUGUUAA